Messenger RNA from Saccostrea cuccullata (small rock oyster), 636 nucleotides. RefSeq lists its product as uncharacterized. NCBI's taxonomy places the organism in Eukaryota, Metazoa, Mollusca, Bivalvia, Ostreida, Ostreidae. The record is from RefSeq and is a predicted model, not a curated record. Bases 1 to 633 code for a protein of 210 amino acids. The transcript has 5 exons.
AUGGAUCAGCUGACCAUUAAAUUCUGUUUGAAAGUGGUGCAAGAGAUACCUGAUGUUUCAUUUCAAAAGGAAGAAUUUGAUGGUCCUUUUUCAUCCACCACCGCAUUGGCUUUAGAAUCUUCGGUUCAGAUUCUCGUUAUCAAACUUAAGUUAACCGAAGAAAAGCAGACAGCUAUUCGGGAUGUCAUACAGACUGAUCUUCCCCCAAACGCUGAAGGUGUUUGUGUAAGGUGCUUUGGGAAGGUUGAGAAAGUGCUGAAGUACCAAAAAGAAAUAAAAGACAUACUGAAAACAUUCGAAGAGAACAUGAAAAGAAACAGGGCCAAAACGCCAGGAUCCUCCACCCGUAAAAAAAGAGGUCGGGCUUCUCCCAAGACACACGAACAAGUGACCAUUCACAGACCAGCUGUUGAGCAUGCCACUGCUACAUGUGUUUCUGAGACUCGCUACAGGCCUAUAAUGCCGCAGCCACCACAAACUGAGGGAUCAUUACAAGGCUGCAAAAGUUUUCCAGAUAUUACGGGCCAUGAUACUUUAGAGAUUGCAGUAGAUGUUCUACGGACAUCAGCUGAGCCUGCCAAGGAGGAUUUUGGUACGUAUCACAUUUUUUUAAUUUUAUUUAAAACCAAAUAAAUG